This is a messenger RNA of Micropterus salmoides (largemouth bass), 1866 nucleotides long. RefSeq lists its product as uncharacterized. The record is from RefSeq and is a predicted model, not a curated record. The transcript has 5 exons. Lineage: Eukaryota; Metazoa; Chordata; Actinopteri; Centrarchiformes; Centrarchidae. Bases 152 to 1021 code for a protein of 289 amino acids.
UUAGGGAGCUUUGCGUGAAGGGCGUGGUAUUAGCCUGCGGUCUGCGGUCCACCGCCAAAUUCAAACAGUGAAAGAAAGAAACGACAGAAGCAGGCAGCGAAAGCACAGAGGACAGACACAGCUAUACUUCCAGCAAGAAAGCACAGUCAGCAUGGCGUCUUCAGUGAUGGAUGGAGUUGGUAGAGCUGUGGUGGGAGUCUGGCGGGCACAUACAGUCCUGGAUGAGUCUGAUGGGGUUGAGAGCUCCCCAGAAGCACCCAACCGUUUCCGCAAGCUUCGCUCCUCGUCUUCACUCAACUCUUUGCGGAUGUCUUUGCGAAAGCGGCUCCCGCUACGUUCUGUCCAAACCAACUCCCUCCCAGAGAAUCCAACUUGGGAACCCCCGAAGAAGCAACCAAACCCCAACACAGUCCGCAAACUCACUCGCAGUGCUCGGAACUCCAUCAGUGGAGUUUAUCAGAGUCUGCAAAGGACCAGAGAGUUUUCACGUGAAGAGUGUUUGGUAGUGACCCCGGGUCGGACAUGUGAUGGGGAAGAGGGCGGUGCGUCAACUUCUCGCACCCCAAGACGUACGCCUGGCCGAGCAACACCCAGGCGCACCCCUAGAUCAGCAGCCACACCUGGGCGUACCCCAGGGUCUAGAGGAAGAAGGACCCCUGAAGCUGGUGUACGGGGGGUGAAAACAGGAGGCGGAAGGAGGCAGCUGGUCCGCAUGGCUGCAUUACGAAGUCCCUUUGCCUCCCCCAACACACAGAACCAGAGGCUAAAGUUUGACAGAGAUUUGGAGUCAGUAUCCAGUGGACUCAAGAGGCUCAAACAUCUGUCCAAGGCCUUUGAAAACAUUAUUAGCAGAGACAACAGAACCAGUACAAAAGAACAUUCUGGAGGAGCGAUGAUGAGAAAGUUGGACCCCAGCGGUAAACUCAGCCGCUCAAACCUCACACGUAGAGCCACGGACCUCUCAAACACAGUGGGAGGUUGGGCUCACACAGCUGUGAACACUAUUCGCAAACCCAACUGAAUUACAUACACGUGUGUAAAACACAGGACCUCUUGUAACCAUGUUUAACAUUUAUCAUUAUUGAGGUAUCAAUGUUACAUUUACAUGUAGUGUUGUCAUGACACUGGGACAUGGCAGCUUGUCUUCUUUUCUAUAUGUACUGUGUCCAAAUAUUUCUUGUGUGUUUACACGUCUUAGGUUAGCUAGCUGUGGGUAAACUAUCCUCAUUGUAGCUACCAAAGGGGGUUUUGUAUUGUGGUGUAUGCACCUGUCAUUGCUGCUACAACCAAAUGUCUUUGAUACAUUUUCAAAAUACUAAUAUUGUAGUUUGUUUUCUUACUCUCUGCAUAGUCUUUUUGCUAGUUGCUGAAAUUUAUUUUUAAAAGAGAAGCUGCAUACGACCAAAAUUGUAUCUGCAUAAUUAACACUAAAUUUACUGACGGAGGAAGAUCCAUUAUCCUCUAUUUUAUAUGUAUGCAAUAAAUUAACUAACAUUUGUUAUGAGUUUUUAAAUGUCAUUUGAUAAUGCCAAAUUGUAAAGUGUAUUUUCUAUAAAAGGGGACUUUUUUAUAUGUAGCUUAGGCAGGAUUUGAAUGGGAUUUUCAUAUCUUUCUUAAUGGCCUGUGGAUGACUCAUGCACCAAUACUGUACACACAAAUCAUUUGAUAAUGUGAUGGGGUGAAGAUGUAACGACUCAUUACCUGAUGACAACAAUGAUGAUGUUAUAAAGCAAUAUCCAGCAGAUUAUUAGUGUAGUGACUGUCCAUUUCCAUGUAUUAGUACCCCCUUAUCUGUAGUAAUGAGCGAAGGGGGGACAUUGUGCCUAAAUGUGAAAAAAUAAAAUAAACCCUGUUAGUUUAAACAAU